Plasmodium knowlesi strain H is the source of this 6621-nucleotide messenger RNA. RefSeq names its product conserved Plasmodium protein, unknown function. The transcript has 2 exons. Gene Ontology annotation, molecular function: single-stranded DNA binding; double-stranded DNA binding. Gene Ontology annotation, biological process: interstrand cross-link repair; double-strand break repair via homologous recombination. The record is from RefSeq and is a predicted model, not a curated record. Lineage: Eukaryota; Apicomplexa; Aconoidasida; Haemosporida; Plasmodiidae. Bases 1 to 6621 code for a protein of 2206 amino acids.
AUGGAGGAGAAGCUGAACCUGUACUUCUACCCGUUGCAGAGACUCAAGGUCUAUGAAGACCCAAACAAGAUAGAUGUGGUACUGAGCCCCCUUAAGCGAACGGAGGGAGGAAAGGAGGAAGGGAUAGAAUCUCUAAAUUGCAGAGCUGUGGAGAAUCCACAUAUGAUUUACGACUCACUAAAUUCAAACAUACUGAAUGAGAUAAAAAAUUUUUACGCGAGCGAUAAGGUAUAUCAGGUGGUGGGCGCGAAUGAAGAAUUGAAAAGUGCGGCGGGGAAGCGAACCCAGUUGAGCGACGACAACGACAACGACAAUGACAACGACAAUGACAACGACAACGACAAUGACAAUGACAACGACAACGGAGACGAUAACGGUGAUGAUGGUAACGAUGAUGACGAUGAUGAUCACGAAGAAGACGAUGAAGAUGAAGAGGAGGAUGGUUGCUACUACACAGAUGGUAAUACAAAUGUGGAUGAAUAUAGCGAGGCUCCUUCAACCCAUACCCGUGUACAGAAGAACCCAUUGGGCGAUGAAACAAUAUCCAAGAGAAGAGACAAAUCGAAGAAGAAUCAAGUGCAACGUCGUAGAGGAAGAGAGACGAAGAGCCAGGAAGUCAGUGACAGGAAAAGAGCUAUGAAAAGUUGUGUGGACUUCCUGCACAACCUGCGUAAUUAUGAAAGAGAAAUACGACGAGAUUACAACAGGGUGCGGGCAUCACUAGAUGUGGUGAACACCUUGGCUACCUUCUACAUCGAUAAGAGCAUGCAGCUAGACAACAAGUAUGCAUACGAUUUACGUUUCAACGUUAAAUGCCCCGUUUUGGUGAUGCCCGGUGGAUUUUACAAUAACGAAGUAAAACUGAUGGAGACUCAAAUUGAUGAAUGUAUUUACGAUGAAAUGAGUGGGAGGGGAGAAAGCGGCUUUCCCGGAGAUUACCUCCCCGUGAACCUAAAAUUCUCCUUCGACAACGAAGCCACUAUCGUGCCGACCAACCUAUCCACCGGGAAUUACGACGCAAACGAUAGGGGACUACUUCCCUCCUACUACAGAUACUCGGAGAAAGUCAAGCUAGCCAAGGAGUACAACAUGAAACGUUCAUAUAGAAACGUGUAUAAGCUUGAAAAUAAUCACCUUAUCUAUAAGCUCGAUAGAAGCUUUACCGAACAGAAUCAAAAAGAAUCCAUUGUCGUUAGCAAAUAUUUGAGAAUAAAAGAAAUAAAAACGGACACGAAUAAUAUUAAUGAGUCGGUUGUUUAUGCCAGGAAUGACGUCGGGUUGCUUAUUUUCCAGGUGCAGUACGAUCCCGGGGGGGAGUUCCAAUGGGAUAGCGCCCUGUGGAGGGGAAGUAGAGAAGAUAAAACAAAAUACGACAAGAGCGAUUAUCAUCGUUGGCAAGAUGAUGGGUGCACUACGCGUAAGUCACUGUGUACUACACAGGAGGAGGUGUUCUCCAUUCUGGAUUACAAAAUAAAAAUAGCGAAAGAUAUUCUCCUCUUUGACAGACUGAUGUAUAUAUGUCCAAGUACAUGGACCUAUGGCAAGUGCACACUCUUAGGUAAUUACAACAGUUUGUAUUCAUACCAUUUAGAAACGAAUCUAAUAGAAAUUGUGGAGUUGAAGCAGAGAUUAGGGUACUUUAAAAAGUAUGAUACUGCUCUCUCCUUGUGCUACCUCCAGGACGAUAACACGCUCCUACUGGGAUGUCGGAACCUCUAUAUAUAUGAUAGAAGAGACAAAAACUUGUCAAAAUUUAAUACAAACAAUAGUGCUGUUAAGAGGGUAUCGAAGAAAACUACCAUGCAAGAAGCACGCGAUCACUUCUCAACGGGUUUACCAUUAGAAUCGAAAACAAAUAGAGAAAAUAUAUUUUACGAGGAUAAGAACAAAUCCCAUUUUAAUAGAGGCUACACAGCUGUUGCAAAGAAUCCACAUUUCUCCUUCAUCAUUGCAUCUGUGAAUUCAUCAUUUAAUGUGAUAGAAAUAUGGGAUCUAAGAAAUCAAUAUGAACCAGUCUUUCUGUUCCCAUUAAAUAUAUCUGAAUUUACAGAAUACCAUUUCAGACACAUAGAAUGGAUCCCCAUUACACCCACUGGAGAAAAUAGAUACGAGAAAAGGAUGAACUAUAAUUUAGUUACCUUCUCAUAUUAUGAACAUAUGGUCUAUGUCAGGAGAAUUUUAAUUCGUGACGAUUUUACUGGGUACAAGGAUUUAGGGAUGCAGGCAUACACAAAUGAAUCUUUCCGUUUUGCGUAUAACUACGCUUUUAAGGGAGAAACUCCUGCGAGGAAGGACAAUCAAGGGGAGGGAGAAGAAAACAUCCAAUCUUCCCAGGGAUAUCUUCCUACAUCUAUGUACACAGAACCGGUGGACACAGAUACCGUUUUUUCCUCCUUAGGUCAGGUCAAAAGGGAGCAUGAUUCCAAUGUGGAGAGAAGCUAUGUCGAAGAGGAGAAAUCUCCCUCCAACGCGAGAAGCGACAUUCCCAUAGGUCAUAGUGGCAAUGAUCCCAUGGUUUACCCCCUUAACGGUGACGAUCAGGAAAAUGCCGCCUCGACGAAGGAAGAAGUGGUCCCUCCGCAGGAAAAUCUGCGAGCGAACGACAUGCAGUUCCGUGAAGACAUAUCCUUCAAUCACAUAUUUAGUUACAAGGCAGUGAAGAUGCAUGUAAAGGAGUCACUCCUGGUGGACACAGCCAAGUUCACUCCCAUGCAGAAGAACAAAACGGAGUCCAUCAGACUCAUCUCCGACCACUCCAAGUACAAUUCUAUCAACACGAAUGUGUAUAAUAUAUUUUUCGGGAUAUAUGGAAUGAAAUUCGUGCAGUUGUGUGUUCCAGUUUUGUACUGCACGAGGCAGAUCGAUUCGGAUUCUAUGAAGGGGAUGCCUCCUUCUACGGGCAACUCCCACAAGGAAUACAAUGGUAACCCAUUACCUGCGGAAUACCUGGAGAAACGUUUCUACUUUGACGGGAAGAACACUCAAACGUGUAAAUAUUUUGUUAAGAAAAAAAAAAAAGAAAAAAAGGAAUCCUCCAUAAAAAUCAAGAGACAAGAAAUCGUGGGGAUCAAGCUUGACUAUGUCCAAUUUAUUUUUCACACGAAUUCUGCUGGACAACUCUUCUGUACCCCAGUCAAUUUGUGCAUGAAGAAUUUGUCUCCAGAGCAGACGAAGGAGUGGAUCCCUAUAAAUAAAUCGUACGUGGUGAGUACCUAUCGGAAUGAAGGUAUGCCCAGGAUGCUUGCUAGGUUCGCCGACCUGGUGCAGAAUAAGCACCUCGGUGAAGAGACGGAGAAAAACGGUGUGACGACGGAACAACGCGGUGGAGAAACUUCUCCGCGUGAUCAGGCUAUGCCGAGAGACCACAAUGCGAAACAGUUAGUAGACUCUCCUCCACGUCCAGGCGGAGAAGGCGAAAAUGCACACAUCUACAGAGACGAGCAGGAAGACGAAUUCAACUUUUUCAAUUUAAACAAUUUUGAAGGAAUCAUGUCAGACGGGUUCGAUGUCAUAGAAAGGGAUACCCAUACCAUUAUAACGCAGGAACAAAAAGAAAAAAAUAAUGAAUCUAUAGAUGGAGAACAGGACGGGAAAUUCAUCCCUCCCGUAUCCAAUCCAGAAGAAUCACAAACCAUUGACUUCCUACAUCUGAAUAAACACAAUUACGACAUGUUAAAGCACACACAGUUUGAGUUUUGCAAUGUGACAUAUGAAUUUUUAAUUCACUUAUUUAAGAUUUUGUGUCGAGAUAAAGUUCUUGUCGUGCAGAAUAAUACAAAUGUUAUAAAAAUAGGUAGCCUCAAAAAAGGGAUCCAAUUAGGUAGAACACUUGCCUUAAAAAUUAAGGCAUGCCUUGAGAGGGAGAUUUCCUCUUCACCUAACUUGUCAUCCGCUAUCUGUGUUGAAGAAAUUUCUGACCCGGUCCAUCACAUAACGGGGGAAACGAAGAAUUUGUCGGAGAGUAGGCAGUCUUCCUACUGUGACCCCUUCAGCGUAUCUCUCUCCAACCCAGAUGCGGUUGGAAGGGAGGAUCGAUUUAUUAGUAGAAUUGACGCUUUAGGCCCCAGCUCUUCUAACUGCAACAAAUGGGAAGUACCUAAUGGGGAGAAGAGAUUGACCAAUCAGUAUUCUCCUUCGGAGGAAUCUGUGGGAGGAUCACAAGUCGCGCUUGGGCAAUCGCCCCCAAAGAUUCCGCAUACCCGUACCCUCACAGGGGGUGAAGAGGAUUUACCUGAACGGAAAAGGGCGAAAAGGAAGAAAAGUUUUCCUCAGGAUGUAGGACAUGAUGUAGGACAGGAUAUAGCGCAGAAUAUCAGGCAGAGUGUCAUACAAAGGGGUACCCCUGCAGAGGGAAACACCCGCAUCAGCACCAGCGGAAAUACCUCUAAGCGCGCGCCAAGACAGUCGGAUUUGAUCAUCGAGCGGAUGCAGGAGUGGACGCGGCGAGGCAAAAUCCAAAGGCGAAAAAACACCACCGAUGGCAACAGCAGGGAAAAGGGGGAAAAGAAAAAAAAAAAAAAAAAAAAAAAAAAAAAAAAAAAAAAAGCAACCGCCUCCCAAUGCCGUAACAGUGAGACCCUCUGCUCCAAACACAACCUCUAUGAUCUCUUUGCAAAAUAUAAUAUAAGAGGCCCAUUUAAGCAGGACAUUAUUCAGACGAAUCUUAACGACCAUUGUAGCUACGUUAAUGUGAAUUACUUGGACAACACAUUCUUUAAGGAAUGGAAAUACGCCUUCUGCACUUUUCAUCUUAAUAGAUUUUCUUAUGUGCAAACCAUAGCCGAUUUGAAAUUUUCUGCCUAUGGACUGACCGAUCAGAUGAGGGAAAAGUUUGUGCAAGACAGUUUUCCAUAUGUGACGUAUUCAGCGAAUUUUCAACCCAGUCGUAUACUACUCCUGGGGGGGCCAGCAAGGAAAGGGAGAAAUGGCAAAUCAAGUGUAGAAAGUAGCAAGGGUGAUGUAAAAGAAUUCACUAAGCAGAAUGAAAAACUCUUCUAUGAACACAGCUUCUUUAAUUUUCAGGCAUGGUUGCUAAACCUGGUGGACACGAAAGAGAAGGCUAUAACGGCUGAGGGGGAAAGCAUCAUGCACGGGAGUGGAGAAGCGAAGGAAAAGGAUCGAAGUAGCAAAGGUAUGGAUAUUGUAGAAGAACAGGAAGAAUUGCCCAUGGAAGUGAAGCAGAAUUACGCCGAAUUCGAUGAAAUCACGAACUUUCUGUCCCUACAAGAGGGUUACACAUUUGACGCGCUGGAAAACUCAAACGGUCACGUAGAGGGAGAUAACCGCUAUCAACAGAUCGAAGAACAAAGCAGUGGAAGCAAUGUGAACCCUUUUGGUAAUUUUGUUCAGAAUGGGGAGGCAGAAGAAAUUGACGACUUGCACAAGCCGCUCGGAGAAGCUCUACCGCUGAUUAAAGCAACAAAAUGGGAAGGAGCCUCCGAAAAGAUAGAAACGGUUAAACGAAAAUACCCCAUCUCAGUCUUAAGAAAGGCAUACAAGAUGAAGGAACUGCUCUGCCUGUACAACCAGGGAGGAGUGCAGCACAUACUGGAUACCAUGAAAAGAGCAAAGUUGAGGGGAAAAAAGAAGGAAGAAAAAAAGAGAAAAAAAAAAAACGAAAAGCGGUUAAAGAAACUCUGCGGGGAUGUCUCCAAAGAAUUGAACAAGUGUGUGUCUGUAAAAAACUUCCUCUUUUACGACGCGCCUAUUUGCUUUUGUCUGUAUGGAAAUGAUCCGAAUAAUAAAAGGCAAUACAACACCUACAUUAAUUCAUAUACAUUCCUUUUUGACGUGGUACGCUUCUUCGGAAACAAUGUUGCGGUUGGAAAUGAAAUUUCGCGACUUUAUCUGCAUUCCCCUGUGCCGCUUGUUCGUGAAAAAGAAAACGAUGAAAUGUCAGCCCAUUACUUAAGUGAAGAAGAUAAUCAUAAUGCGAAAAAUUUACGCAAAGGACAACCUUCCCCCCAAGUUGGUCAAACAGCCUACGGAGAACUCUUCUGGGAGGAUGACCCCUUCGUGCGUCUGAGACGUGCUAAUCGUGUUAACCAUUUGGACAACAGAAAAGGCUUCCCCAAUUACGACCACUUGUUACAAAAAUUCAAAAAGGGUGGACUACUCUUUAUAAGCAAAGACAUCACGUACCAAACAUUCCAACACAUGCUGCAGAAUGAGUACUAUAUUCCCGUGCCGAAAUAUAUGAAGAACGACAUAAAAAUGAAGGAAGAAAAUUUCCAGUGCACUCCAGUCACUUGCUUUAAAAAUCAUGUUAUUGGAUUUUACAACAAAAAAUUAUCAGAUGUGUAUAAUUCCAUCGAAUUUCGUGAUUUAAAAAAUUUCGACAUGCACCAGUAUAUCUACCACGAAUAUUUUAACCUUUCUGGAAUCCAGACAGGGACCAAUGGAAAUGCUACUCUCAAUAAGUACAUAGACCAUGGAGAGGGAAUGUAUAGCAAUUCCACUGCCUUCCGUGGUUUUAAGGGAGGAUACAAAAUUGAUUGUGAUCUGUUGAACAAGCUGUAUAAGAUGUGGCCUAGUGAGUUCCACAACAACGAAUCCAGGGAAGAUUACUUGGAAAUGAUGAAGACACUUGAAAACAGGAAAAAGGCUAUCUUUCACAAGUAG